Zonotrichia albicollis (white-throated sparrow) is the source of this 9100-nucleotide messenger RNA. The record is from RefSeq and is a predicted model, not a curated record. Lineage: Eukaryota; Metazoa; Chordata; Aves; Passeriformes; Passerellidae.
GUCCAUUCCUGUCUGCGCUCCCCACCAAUGUCUCCUCCUCUUCCAGGUGUGUCACCUUGGUGCCUGUGAGCAGGGAGCAGUGCCUGGCUGACAUGUGCUGGGGAGGUGGUUCUGUUCUUUCAGAGUUCUGCUCUUUCAGCUCUCUUGGCAGCAUCCUGAGGUUGGUGGUGUUUGCCACCUUCUCCAGGCUGAGCCCAUGCUCUUCCCUGCCAACAAAGCACGGCCUGUGGAUCUCACCAACAUCACCUGUAUUGAUCUGAUACUCCAGAGCUGCCCUGUAAUCCCCAAAUCCCACUGAAUUCACAGCCUAGUGAUGCAGCAAUGUCAAAGGGAUGCAGCUGGUAAUUCUGCCUGGCUGUUAAACUGCCUCAUGUCACCCUGCUUCCAAUGGCUGCUGACAAGGAAAUUAUACCUGGAUCCCUGUAAUCCUAAAUUCAACAUGAAGAAGGGACCUGAAUGCUACUACACAUCUGCCUGCUGAUUUCCAAACCAUCUUAUAGAAUUUCCAAAAUAGCUUAUGCAAUAUAUGACCUGGAGAGAAGGCACAUUUUCUUCCAGGAAAGAAAAAGGAAGAAAGGUCAAGCUUUACUGCCUCCCUCUUCCCAGAGGAAAGAUGGAAUAUGGAGGCUCAAAGGCCUGCCACGGUGGCUACAACAUUUCAACCCUGGAGGGGCAGAAAGAAGCAAGGAAAAACACCCCUCUAAGACCAGCCUGUGCUUUGUGAGUUUUGAUGAUCUUCCCUCUUUCCUUGCCCAAAGGAAACCUGUUUGUGACAUCUGGGGAAGAUGAUACAAAGCCAGCAACAUCUCCUGUUGAGACCCCUGAUGGCCAAGAGACUGCGUUUUCCAAAAUGAAAUCUGUCCUGGAAAAAGAUCUCCAGUUUGUGGUAAAAAUAACUAUUACUUCAGAGGCCCAUGGAAAAGCACCUGCCUGGGUAGCAGGAGACUGGCAAAUCACAGAUACAAAAAUGGAUGUGACACCUUCUGUGCAGAACCUCCAUUGGUGACGUUGAGCUGUCCCAUCUUCCCUUUUUCCGUGGAGAACUUUGUAUUAUCUUGAUGUUUAGUGACACAUGGAAGAAGAAACCAGCCUGCCAAACUGCUCCAGGAAGCUCUUCUGAGAUAGAGACAUCCAUCUCUGUGUACGGUCUGUACUUGUGAAGCAGAGCACAAAGCCCUUUUUCCAUUCAAUCCAUAUUAAUUACCUCUCUGCAGCUCCUCUCUAGUUUCCACUCAUCCCAGGCCCCAGAAACUCAUGUGGCUGCAUCUCAAACAAACCAGAGCCUUUCACCAACCACCUGCAAUCAUGUUAUAAACUCCAGAGGAGGAAGCACUUGGAAAUGAAGAACACUGCAUGACCUCACACUAAUCAGAAUUGCUGUUGCUGAAUUUGGUGCAUCUGUGGCAUUGUUAAUAAUAAAAGCAAGCGAUGGAUCUUGCCCUGGCAGCUCCCUUUCAUUCAUUCCUGGCUGAGCAAAUGAGCAAAUGAAAGGGGCAUCUUGCAGAAAUACAGUUAGCAGAAAGCAAUGUAAUGAACAAGCUUGUUUUGGAAACCAUGAAGUGCUAUCAUCCGUAAGAAUAAUUCUGAAUAAACUCUCUGAUAGCCUCAAGCCCAGCCUGUUCUUUGUGGACUUGUGGGUAAUUGCCACGGUGAAGAACAUGCAUAUAUUAAAUUACAGGGUGUAAAUCCUGACAGCUUUGGAGCUUUUUGAUACUUCUGAAGAUGUACAUGAAGAGCUGUCAUGCCUUUUCUGAAGCAUGUGAAUGUACUCAUCAUCGUCCUCACAGUCUUUGGCAAGUUUGGGACGUUGGACUCUGGUGAGACUCCACACAAGGAUAUUCUACAAAAUCAUCAUCUCUCUCUUCCUCUGAUUCUGAGCUCAUGCUCAUGUUUGACUUCUGCCAUGUCAAAAAAGAACUCUUCCCAACACUGAGGGAAAAGACAAGAUGAGGAUUUGAUACCCUGUGGACUCUCUCCAAAUAGAAAGACCCGAGACACCCUUAAGAACUGAGAAUCUGACUAAUUUAAACAGAUGGCUAAUCCCAGUGCUGUGUGCAAUGGACAUCUACAUCAUCACAAUCAUCAGAAACAGAAUAACCUCUUAAAAAGUGGAAUAUCUAAGAAAAAUGGAAUCACUAAAGGAAUGAAGAAGAAUGGAGUAUCAAACGGAACCCUCUACAAAAAAACAUUUAUUGAGCACUUUGAACAGGCACCAAUGUAUGUUGCAGUUUUUACUUUCGUGGGGUUUGCAGUGGGAACAAUAUUUGGCUACCUGCGAGAUUUUAUGAGAGCCUGGGGACUAGAAAAACGUAACAUUGCUGCGGAGAGAGAACAACAAAAAGAUUUUGUGCCACUUUAUCAAGAUUUUGAGAACUUUUACACCAGGAACCUCUAUUUGAGAAUACGGGAUAACUGGAACCGUCCCAUUUGCAGUGUCCCUGGGCCACAGUUUGACCUCAUGGAACGUGUUACAGAUGAUUACAACUGGACAUUUAGGUUUACAGGAAGGACUAUCAAGAAUGUAAUCAAUAUGGGUUCUUAUAACUACCUCGGCUUUGCAGAAACAGAUGUUAAUGCUUUGAAAACUGUGACCAUAGAGUUAGAAAAAUAUGGGACAGGAGUCUGCAGUACCAGGCAAGAGAUGGGCACCCUAGACAAACAUGUAGAACUAGAGAAACUCGUGGCCAAGUUCCUUGGUGUGGAAGAUGCUAUGGUGUUUGGCAUGGGCUUUGCAACUAACUCAAUGAAUAUUCCAGCCCUUGUUGGAAAGGGCUGCCUCAUUCUCAGUGAUGAGUUGAACCACACUUCUCUCGUUCUCGGUGCGAGGCUUUCAGGUGCCACUAUCAGAAUCUUCAAGCAUAAUAAUAUGCAGAGCCUCGAGAAGCUGCUGAGAGAUGCAAUAAUAUAUGGACAGCCUCGCACCCACAGAGCAUGGAGAAAAAUUAUCAUCCUGGUGGAGGGCAUUUACAGCAUGGAAGGGUCCAUCGUGCGCCUGCCAGAGAUAGUCUCCCUGAAGAACAAAUACAAAGCAUACCUCUACUUGGAUGAAGCUCACAGCAUUGGUGCAGUGGGAGCAACGGGCCGAGGAGUUGUGGAAUACUUCGGGAUGAGUCCCAAUGAUGUUGAUGUAUUAAUGGGAACGUUCACAAAGAGCUUUGGUGCAGCUGGAGGAUACAUAGCUGGCAAAAAGGACCUUGUGGACUUUUUACGAACUCAUUCUCAUAGUGCUGUGUACGCCACAUCCAUGUGUCCCCCCGUAGCAGAGCAAAUCAUCAGGGCAAUGAAAUGUCUCAUGGGACUGGAUGGGACAACACAAGGGCUCCAAAGAGUGCGUCAGCUGGAGAAAAACACAAGGUACUUCAGACGAAAACUGCAUGAAAUGGGCUUCAUCAUUUAUGGCAAUGAUGAUUCUCCUGUUGUUCCCUUGCUCCUUUAUAUGCCUGGUAAGAUAGGGGCUUUUGCAAGACGCAUGUUAGAAAAGAACAUCGGGGUGGUCGUGGUUGGGUUUCCAGCUACUCCUAUCACAGAGUCCAGGGCUCGCUUUUGCGUGUCAGCUGCACAUACACGGGAGAUGUUGGACACGGUCUUGAAUGCUCUGGAUGAAUUGGGUGAUUUUCUACAUCUGAAAUAUUCCCGGUAUUCCAAGUCAGCUCAUCCUGAACUGUAUGAAGAAUCUAGGCUUGAACUUGAAGAUUAAGUUUUCCACCCAUGAAAAGAACAUUAUGAUGCUAUGAAAGGGCGGAAAACCUGAAAACGAAACAAUACAAAUGCAUUUCUUCCCUUCUAAGGACAAUUUUUAUUUCUCAGUUAAUUGAACGGAGGGGAAGCUCAGGUGUUGCAUCACGUUGUAUCAAACUUUUGUAUUCAAGAGACUGAAAUAUUGAUACAGAUUUGCCUCUCCAGGAGAUCUGUCCUUCUUAAGGUAUUUUUGAUGCAGAAUGAAUGCAUCCAUUGAUCCAGUUGGUAACGUACAGCUUUUGGUAUGGCCCUUUUUUAUGAAGAGGCUUCAGAUAGUCUUAAUUGUGACUGAAAUAAUAAAGUUUAAAAAGUUAAUAGAUUCCAGUGUAAUAUAGCUGAGCUUCAUCAGUGAGACUGUUCUGCUAAAGAGCAUUAAUCAAGACGCCGGUGUGGACUGCUACAAAGGAAUGAGCAGAAAGUGAUUUCUUUAACUAAGUUGCACUAUCAUGCAUUUCUCCAAGGACAGAAGGUGUUAGAAAAAGGCUAAUGCUGAGAACAAGAAAAGUAGCCUGAUGAGAUCAUGUAUUUCUGACAGCAGGUUAUGGGAAAGGGAGAAUUCCUCCUCUCCACAGACCUAUUCUCGGUCACCUAAAUGCACUCUAAACUUUGAAUUGUAUAAAAAUUUGAGCUUAAACAUAAACAGAAAUGCUUUUCUGCCAACUCAUUUGACCCACAACCUAUCACAUCUUAUCACUACCUAAGUUCUUCAGCAGGCUUGCUCCCUUUUUGUGGGGCAGUAGUAAAUAAUUUUAAUAAACAUUUAACUUUCCCAUAAAAACCUUGAUCAAAACAGUCAGAUACUUGCAGUGCACAAACUGCUGAUGACAUUUAUGGGCUCAUUCCUAAGUUUCUUGAACUACUUAUGGGCCUCAUAAAUUGACUAACAAGUACAUAAUACUGAAGCUGUUAGUUAUGUGAAGUUCAAGAUACCGUAAGCAGUUCUGCCACCUGCUAAACAGAAAACUCCGCCAUUUCUAUACAUGCUACAGUCAUCCAUGGAAUAACAUUUCUUGAAAUAUUUUUAUCUGUUUUAUGCAUGUCAGGGGUUGUUCUGUUCAGGUUUUUUUGGUUUUGUUUUUUGUUGGGUUUUUUUUUGAGUCAUUUGUUUUUCAAAUAAUUAUUGUAUCUUCUCAAGAGGAUGAUGCCCUUGUCCCCUUGUCCACUGCCCAAUAACAAAUGCUCAAGGCUACCUGAAGGAAUUGUUCCAGCCAGCAGUUUCCCUGCAAUGCCAGCAGCCACAAGCAUCAGGUCUGUGUGGGCUGGUGCUGGAAGGAGAUUGGAGGCUUUUGCCUUUUUUUUUUUUUUUUUCCCAGGGUUGAAAAGCAGUUCUGCAGCUUUAAGAAUGAGCUCCAAACAAUUCCACGCUAUCAAAUGUCAUUGUAAACACAUCAGAUGAGAGAUGUUUAGCUUUCUGUUGCACAGAUGUACCACACUUUCAUGUUCUCUUGAAAGCUGUGGUGUAAACUUAACCCACAGCUGCAAUAUUAGAUUUAAGAACAGAACAAUUAAAUUGUGGAGUACCAAUUACACUAUAUUACUCCCUGCUUGUUAAAGCAGCUUUCAGGAUGUAACAAGGCUGACUGAUUAUGAGGGCCCAUUUUUUGUUGGAUUUUUGUUGUUGUUGUUGUGCAAGUUAAUAAAAAUCCAGUGGUGCUACAACUUUAAGAAUUGAUUACAACACAUUCCGUAAUCCCAAAUGUCGGCUUUAGGAAAUAUUUAUCAAGGGCUGGGGGAGGACUAAGUGUCAUGUGAUUCUUCACUGUGGUGGAUGGACUGGAAAAGCAUUGCAGAGGUUCAGGGGAGUUGUGUUUGUGGAUAAGAGCAAACUCACUGUAUAAAUAUUUAAAUACUCGAGCACAGGACAAGGAGAAAUUAGGAAACUUCAUCUUUGAGUACUCUGGCAGUUUGUGGUGCACAGCUGUGUUACAGGGUGAGUGCACUUACUAUGAAAGGAGAUGGGUUGAGAAAUUUCUGCAACCUGUUCCUUGAGGAAAAGUACUGGAUUUGAUAUAUUCCUUUUUGAUCUCUAUUGCUGAACUUCUGCGGCCAGAUCCUCAGUUGACUUCUGACCUUCCAUUUUGGGGUAUACAGCCACAGUUUAUAUUUCAGCAAACAUUAUUACAUGUACUGUUGCAGGCGACACACUAUUUCCCUCCAAGAGAGGCCUGAGAUUGAUUAAAGUACAGAGUGAUCACUUUCUGUACCCCAACAGGAGAAUGUUUUCAGUCUAAAGCCGAAUUCUUCCUGCCCUCAGAACAUUACUCUCACUCAUAUUAAGGAGACAGGACAGCUAUUUUUUAGAGACUGUCAGUUGAUUUAUUAUGUGCUCUCUUCUGAUUUCUUCCAUCCCUUACACACUGGAGAAAGUACAGACUGACUACCACUGUGCUUGGGGAACAGUUAGGGAGAAAUCUCUGCUCCACUGGUGCAAUUAUAAAACUCCCAGGAACUUCAGUCUACUAGUUUCUUCCCGUGAGGUUUAUAAUCUGGCACUUGCUUUUCUAACAGUAUGGAGUUUUUGCUGGCUUACUUCAAUUUUUAUAGAUUUAGAGUUGGUCAGCAUUUGAAGACUCAAAUAUUUAACUGGUGUCUGAAAAAAUCUGAUAGAGUACCCAUUAGGGAAUUUGCACCUCUAGCACAGGAUCAUGUGUUUCCCAGAAUGUGCUCCCUCUUCAGGCACGUGUGUUCUUGGAAAAUAUAGUUCUUUCUAAUUGCUUCAGAAGGAUUUGAAGAGCUAUCUUCCAUAAAUUUAAAAAAUGCUCAAGUUGUCAUAUUUUAAUCCAGUGGAUACAUUAAUUAUAACUACACCAACUUUUUGUGGGCAAGCUGCAUCCUGUUAUCCUAUGUAAAGUCUUGACUGACCUUUAUGAUAUGGGAAAAUUUAUUUCUGUUUGACAAGGAAACUGAAUUGUUUGCCCUUUCCUGCACUUUUUACCCUUCCUCAUCUUUUAGAAAGUCUUCAUCUCCUGAUCUUAUCAAACUUGUCAAGGUGGUUACCCCCUCCACUUCUGUCUUUUUCUAUUGUUCUCUCUGUUCUGCUGUUCUCUGUUGGGGGAAACAGCAGCUGCAGUGGAUCUGAGUGCAACAGUUGGCUUUCUGGGCAUAGCCUCACUGCCUGCUUUUCCUGGUAUUCUCAUCAGCUCUUGCAAACUUAAUCCUUCCUUUUCAAGUAAAAAAAGUUUUGGGAUUUUUUUCUUGAUAAAUUCAACAUGAUGGUGAUAAAUUCCUAUGACGAACCAAAUCUGAACUACCCAAGCUGUUGAACGAAGAAUGGACUUGUUCUGUCAUUUAUACAAGUGUAGAUCAGGUUAAGUCUUGCUUUGAAGUCAAUACUGUUAGUUAAAAACUAGUACAAUUAAUUAUUGGUGCAAUUUACAGCUAGUACUAUUUAAAAAUAGUACAACUGUGAGAGGAACCUGUCAGUGUGAGGUGAGCUGCCUGCGUUUGUUUCAGAAGGGUUUGAACACUGGUGUCUCUGAACUGUUUCACAGCUGCUGCUCUUCGCAGGGGACAAAGAUAUGAAGUGGAUCUAUUUAAGGUAGGAUUUCAGCUGGGUUUUAUUUUCUUUUUUUUUUUUUUAAGCAAAAUGUUUGGUUGAAGGUGUGUUGCAGAUUUCCCUGUUCUGUUGUGACAGGGAACAAAGUAGUGAUGUAAGAAAAGCAGUCUGUACUAAAGGUGUUUAUAUGCUUUCUAGCCUACUUCAAAAUCCAAUAGAGAUUCUCUAAUAUAUGAUCUGCUUUUUAUUUGUGCAUGAGGUUUAACUGCUCUUCAAUUUAAAACAUAGAUCAGGACCAAAUUUUAAAGAAACCACACCACCAGCUGAGAAAUGGCAGAUUUCAUGCCAUGAUUGGAAGCUGAACAUUAGAUGCCUUCAAAAACAGCAUCAAGGUGUUUCCUUCAUUUACUCACACAUCCAGGGUGGUUUGGGCUCCCUGCAGAUCAGUCACAAGAUAAUGAGGACUCACUUUAUCCAUUUCAGAGGUAGAGCUUCAGGCUUGUCAAGCUGGUCCCAAAACCACACAAAAUCAUAGUUCAGCACCAUUGGAACAGGAGUCCAGGGUCUGACUGGUUGCUCAGCACUUAGUAAAGAGGGGAGUGUGUUUCCACAUAUGUAGCAUGUCACUGACAAGUGCCAUAAGGAACCAAAGAUAAAUGCAUUUAUAUCACGUGCUAACCAAAUGAAAAGCCUAAGUGUAGUGCCAUUACAGAAUCUGGAGAGAUGUGGUAGACCUGGAGACUUGGACUGGGUCCAGUUGUGUACAGGGAGCAAGUGCAGGUUCUGGUAACAAACUACAUGCUUCUUCUCCUCCCACUUCGCUCUUGGAACCAGUCUUAAAGGUGCAAAACUUAUUGUCCAGCAUGAACAGAACAGACAAUUGGGGAUUCAAGCAUCAUAAAGUCACCCCAGGACAUCUGUGCAGAAACUGUUCCGUGCGUUGCUGGGGAUUCUGCUUUCAUGUGGGAGCUGCUUUUCCAGCGACCCUCACGCCAAGGACACAGCUACUCUCAGAGUGGCCAGAAGAGGCACUGAUGUUUUUUAUUGUUCCAGGACCAUCUAUUUAUUUUUGGCAUUUCCUGAUGUGCUGAAAAUCCUGAUACAAACUCUCUGACUCUCACUGCUUACUUCAAUGCCCAUAUUUUAAAAUCUGCUCAAUGAACCACUGUAACCUAAGAAUUAGAGCUCUAAACUGCGUACAAGGGACCCAGUUCUGGUCUGCCUCUGUUCUGCUAAGCAAUUGCAGAUGAGAAACAUUAGUGUUCCUUGCCUCAUUUCUAUCCCUCUAUAGGACUCUGAUAGUAAUCCUAAUUUGUUUGUAAAACAAGAAGUUGAACUGAUGAGAAGAGUUACAAGAGUGAAAUGUUGCUAUUAUCUGAGUGAUCUUUUAAUUUCUAUAUCUUAGAAUGUCUCCAUUAAUCCUGUAAAAGUCACAAGUACUCUGUUUAUGAGACCUAGAGUAUGAAACAGUACAAUGAUGAAGACUAAUUAUAAAUCAUAGGAAAAAAAAUUCUGGUAAACAGAUUCCUUUAACAUUUCCAUUCUGUGCAGGCUUUGUCAGUGUCUUAUGACAACGAUGCCAGUUAGAUCAGAAAGCUUUUUAAAAUGUGAAUCUAUCUUUUCAAAGAUUUGUAGCCAAGCCUUUUCAGUUUGUUAAAAUGUAAUUAGUGUCUGCUUGUUAAUAUAAUGUUCAUUGAUUUUUAAAGUACACAGACUUCAAAGCUAGAAACAAAUAAAUAAAAAGAGGGAUAAUUCAAACCAGAGUGGAACAGCUCGGACAGUUUUACUCUUUUUUUGCCAGGAUCCUGAAGCUGUUGUGUUCAAACAAUGCCACAGUUUCAGUGGAAAUGUGAAGAUUAAAUCUAA